This is a messenger RNA of Acyrthosiphon pisum (pea aphid), 1120 nucleotides long. RefSeq lists its product as uncharacterized. The coding region runs from base 201 to 548 and encodes 115 amino acids. The record is from RefSeq and is marked predicted. The transcript is spliced from 3 exons. Lineage: Eukaryota; Metazoa; Arthropoda; Insecta; Hemiptera; Aphididae.
ACAUUAUUAUUUAUUGUUACAUUCUAAAUUUCUUAGCAUUUAAAUGACCACUAGCCAAAUGUUGAUCUGUAAUAACAAUUGACUAGAACAAAUAACGAUACCUUGGUGGGUAAUUGUUUUGUAGGUACUUACAUCUCCAGAACUACAAGAUUGUUAAUUGCAUAGAACAUACGACGACAUAUUAAUACAACUGUAUUAUUAUGCAUUCAGAUAAUGAUUCAACAGACACACAGGAUUGUGAAGAAAUUGUUGAGGAAACUUUAAUUCAUGUUGUCGUGGAUAAUGCUGAUGAAAUGUCAAUUUUGAACGCAAACAGUAAUGUACGAGUAAUAGCUGUGGACUCUGAUUCUCCAGCAUUACAAAUUGAAAACAAGAUUUUUCAUUUUAACGAAUGGAAAUAUAUACCUGGGACAGCUAUGUUUUUUGAGCGGAAGAAUGAAGUAAAAAAAAUUGAUCCUCUGUAUGAUAAUAGAUGUGGAACUGUUAUACAAUAUGUUGGUUCCACUCGCAAAUGUUUAGAAAUGACAAAAAAGGAAAAUACACUUUAAUCUUAUAUUUUUUCAUAGUUUAGGGUACUGAAUUUGAUAUUUUUAAUUUUAACAUCUGUAAUAUAAUUUAAAUAAUUUUGUAUAUAAUAUAAGAAUUUUUUUUUCAAAAAUGUAUUUAUAUUAUACAUCAUACACUUAAUCAUUGCAAACACCAUAUUAGUUGUUUUAUUUUUUUAAUAGGACUUAUUCUGUUUCUUAAACUCAGUAUAAUAUAGUUGUAUUAUGUUUUUACAUUAAUAUGUACCUCCCCUCUAUUUGUGCCUAUGCUUGUUGUAGAUAAGUUUCUUUACAAAUUACUGUCCAAUGGGUGUACACAUUUUUUUUUUUUAUUGAGCAAUUUUAUUAAAAAUGUUGGCGACAAAUAUGAAUAAAAUUAAUAGGUAGUGAAACAUUUGUAUCUAUUAAAUUAUUUUUUACGCUAAUAGUUAAUAAAUAAAUUAUAUUACAAUAAUAAAGAUAAAUACCUAUAACAUUAUAUAAUAAUUAUAAUAAUAAGUUGUAAUAGUAAUAAUAUAAUAAUAAUAAUUAAUAAAUAAUAAUAAUAUAAAAUAAAUUUAUGUUUGAAACAUUGA